Mugil cephalus (flathead mullet) is the source of this 4517-nucleotide messenger RNA. It is a transcript of the gene tm2d2, whose product is annotated as TM2 domain containing 2. The transcript is spliced from 4 exons. The record is from RefSeq and is a predicted model, not a curated record. The coding region runs from base 139 to 813 and encodes 224 amino acids. Lineage: Eukaryota; Metazoa; Chordata; Actinopteri; Mugiliformes; Mugilidae.
GCUUUCCAUUUACGUCAUCACAACGAGACGCCAAUCUAGACCCAAACAAACCUUCGUAUGUAGCUCCUAGCAGAACGUUUACCGUUUAACCAUGAAUGGCUAUUUUAUCCGGCGCUGCGUAGUAUUUUGAGGACGACAAUGAUUUCAGUCAGCUAUAUCCUGUUGUGCGGACAGUUCCUGUUGCUACUGACGGUGAUCCUGCUACAGUGUUUGGAAGGAAUCCACUCCCAAAACUCGACAACAACAGAGACUCCUGCUUCCUCUCCGCCCGGCCAGGAGUCCACCAUUCUCCCCUCCACCGAUGGGACUAUGAAAUCUGACGCACCGAACGAUAAUAGCUCUACGGAGCCUUACGAGUACAAGCCUCCGUCCCCGGUCGUCCUCUGCAGCUACCUACCAGAGGAGUUCAUCUACUGUCAAGACCCUGUGGAUCAUGCAGGAAACUACAGUGCAUUUCAGGAGAUGGGCCAUGGUUGCGUUGGGUGGGGCGGCCAGACUCAAAAAGAGGUGAACCACACUCCCGUCAUCUGCACCGCUCUCGAUGAUAUCGAAUGUGCUGGACCCAGAGAAUUCCUCAGAGGACAUGUACCCUGCAUCAAGUACACUGGACAUUACUUCAUCACCACACUGCUGUACUCCUUCUUCCUGGGAUGUUUCGGUGUUGAUCGUUUCUGCCUUGGCCACACCGGCACCGCAGUCGGGAAGCUGCUCACCCUGGGAGGUCUGGGAAUCUGGUGGUUUGUGGACCUGAUCUUGCUCAUUACUGGUGGUCUGAUGCCCAGCGAUUACAGCAACUGGUGCACCUACUACUGAGGCCGACAGGGAAGCAUGUCAGGGGACUGAGGCCACCUCUCGUCCCCGUAUUUAUCAGCUUAACAUGGACCACUACAGGGCUGUGGCAGCAGCCUGCAGUGGCUACGAGUCUGUGGUCUGGCUUGUACCAAGCGGAAGCCAGGUAUCUCCUACACGGGGUUCCAAGCAGCUCCAGAGAAAAAUGAGGGAUAAUCGGGUUGCAAUUUUUUUUCCUCCAAUUUCCUUAAAGUUUCCCGCUUUCGACAACGCAGUGGUGAUGCUGGUUUGUUCUAAGUUGUAAACGAAAGUCUUUUAGUGUAGUUUGGUUCAUUUGGUCCAGUGCAUGGCAAAAAAAGAUACAGUGUUGCCUUCUAGUUCUGUUCUACGCAAUAAUGCAAAGAAUCAAACACCAAGAUUUAACACUCGGAUUCCGCGAUGGUGGUCCUGCCUUCUGAAUGCCAUCGCAAAAAAAUGAAAGUGUGACUCAGCUCUGUCAUAGGAAAAAUCUCUGCACUCACACUUUACCAGGGUUACCAAAUGAAUUACACGUGUUGCCUUAACAACCGUUCAAGAUCAGUUUAACAGAUCACAUCGUUAAAUCUGUUUGUUUCGUCUGAAGCCCCAGAGUCCAAUCGUUUAGUCCACUAUAGGACACAUCCAAAGUCCAGUUGUUCUUAGACCACCUUUAAAUCUACUGUGGACUGAGUCUGUCUUGAAAGACUGAGUCGGUGUGUUGGUGUGAAAGCAAGGCAAGCAACCACAGGGCUGAAGCAACUGUGCUGCCUGCUGAUGAGCCAAAACACUCUCUCACAGAUGAAGAGAAUAACAGGCAUUAUCCCGGCCCGUGUCAAGGUCUGGGUCUGCAAGUGAGCCAGCUGUCAUAGUCAGUGUGUCGGAUAAGGCUAUAAUGUCUUUAACGUAUCAUAAAAGAUAAAAGCAUGGCUUUAAUAAAAGACCUUUUUCUGCGAUGACACUGAAUUAAUCAUUUAUCAUUUGGUAACCAUGGUGACGAGGUAAAAUACUGUGAUGCUUUGAUUUUAACGCUGAGCAGCGGGUGGCAUAAAUGCAACAUACCGACUGGCAGUAAUUAUCCCUCCUGCUGUAUACACCGAUCAGACAUAACAUUAUGACUGCCUUCCUGAUAUCGUAUAGUUUCCCUUGUGCCUCCAAAACAUUUGUUUUUUUCUUCUUUGAAGUUGUUCCCUUUAUGUGUCAGGCUGCCAUCAAGGGGUGUCAUUGCUGUGGGGUCUAGGUCGGUGGUACAUGUCUAACAAACUUUGUAUUGUCACCAGAUGGGCAAUAUUAUUCUCUUCUCCUAUUGGGGGUUUUAAUGUUGUGGCUGAUCGGUGUGCGUUCACACGCAGUGUCAUGUUCACACUGAGUUAUGUCUUCAUGAGCUCUUUGUGAUACCCUCAUCCAUGCAAAAACACAGAGGGUUCAGUCAGGUGUGGCACGGCCUAUAGCAGGAUGACAAAUGGCAGACACCACAGCCAGGUCUGGAUACACGGCUGUACACUGACGUUUCUUUAUUAGCCCCAAAAACCAACAAGCGUUCCACAGGUAAAGUCAAUUGUUCACGUAAUUUUAAAGCAAAAAUUCCCCAAAUUUUGUUGUAAAGUUGUAUAAUGUGUUUUAGGUUCUAAAUGGUAACAAAACCAACAACUAACAAUUAGAAUAUGAUCUCAUCUCAGUUUCACUGUCUGUUAAACCAAAGUGAUGAGGCACAACUAAUGACCACUAUGUGAGCUUAAACAGUUAAAGUACUAGACACAGGAUUAUAUAGUCAACACAUGUGGAUUGUGCAGCUUUUAAACUUUCUGGUGAACCCAGGCCUGCUUGUAUUGGGUUGGCAGGUCUGUCUGAUGGAUGAGUUACUGGUUGGCCCACAUGACUUCCUGUGUGAACAAAUACCAGAACAGAACUAAUGCCAAAUACAUGUGUAUUGUAUUUUUUUUUUUUUUUUGGUUUGGACCAAAUGAACCAAAGUGUGAAGGCUAUAAUGGUUGGCACAGUCCUGUCUGUGGAAUGUGAGUGAAAUCUGCACGGACUAGUCAAGUGCCAGAAAGACUGGAUGCCUGUUUCAUGCUCCGAAUGUAUUUAACUUUUGUGUCGUACGAUCUCGGGUCCGGCUCGCGUUAAGUUGUUGCACUCAGAUUUCUCGUUUUGACUUUUCCACAUGGCCCGGCCUAACACAGUAAACAAAGCAACUCUUUUUUUGGUUUCUUUUUUUUUGCUGUCAGAAAAGACCCCUUCACAUUGUUUGGUGUGCAUAUGUGAAAUGUGUCUGUAAACAUAUACUAUAUUGUGUAUAAUGUGAGUUUGAAGCUUUAGCACAAGUGCUAAUUUAAGUACGUCAGGAUCCGUGGCUGGGCUGGCAGGGCCCGGAUCGUUUGUGGGUUCGAUGAAUAUCUUGAUUUACAUUUGAAUCUACUAUUUCUAAGAUAUUUCGUAUAUGUUCACAUGUCAACACUUCAUCUCACAUUUGAGAUUCACCAAGAGUCUUAGAGACCUAGAGGCUUUCAUUCCCGUUAAAAAUCUGAGCGGUGAUCUCGAGGGCACCUGAGGGCGAUGUCUUAUGUCAUCACUUAUUUUCUUCCUUCAUAUUACCCAACAGCCCAGCGUUGACCCUUCAUUCUGCUCAAAGCGCUCUGUAUUCUGCAUUUUCCUCAUCUUCAGUCUCUUCCAGCUGUACUUAAGCUGAUUAACAGCGGGGCCCCCAGCAAGCAGAAACACAGGCCUGAAGAUGGAUAGCGAGCACAUUAGUCGAGGGGGAAAUUUACUGCUUUUUGGUAUUGACUUGAGGAAUGUUUUAAGACAGCGCUAGUACUAUAUUCUUUUACUUUGAAGGGGGGGAAAAAACCAACAUCCUUUGCAUUCACCUGCAGAGCCCGAUCCCGUCCCAACGUCUCAAGCUGAUACAAAUUUUGAUCUUCACCGACUUUGUGCAGCGAGGCUCGUGUCCCGCAUUAAACACUCAAAUCUUCAGUUUUCACUUUGUUCAAUUUCUCUUUCAUCAAUAGACGAGGUUUCACUACCUUAGGGGUAAAACCCCUGUCGAUUUCAUCAUAAAAGGCUGAAGAAGAAGGAGACACGACUGGCGCGCGUCGACGCUUCUCAUCCAGCAGCUGCAGCCUUUGGCAGACAGUAUGUUCUCAGCUCGCUAAACAUAUUUUGUGGAGGGAAGCAUUAAAACACCACAUAUUGCAAUUCCACUUAAUUCCACAGUAUGCUAGUUUAUGUGCUCUUACACACUGGAAGAAGAUCUAACAGCGCUAGGUGUUUCAUUUAGAUUCUUUCUAAAAAUUCAGCUCUGCGGAUUUGCUUUGUAUCAGUAUAGAGACAUACUGUGUUAAUGCUCAUUUAAAAACUUUUAUGUUCUUGAGUCGCUUGUAAAAAGUACUGUACAUAAUAUUGACCAUCCUAUGGAAUGUUUUUUUUUUAUUAUUAUUCUUUAAUCCACUGUACUGUUUAUUUAUUUGCCUUACCUGGUUCGUAUGUGGGGUGAGAAAAGGCAUGUUCCUGGGAACCUUAGGAGAUCUGCACCUCUUUGAGACUAAUAGAUCUGAUCAUCUAAAGUGGCAUGUUUCCCCUUUAACGAUUUGGUUCAUGUUUCACAUGUGCUCCCAGAGAGCCCAGUUCCCUCUGUGCUCAUGGCAGGGAAUCCACAGUGUCUCGUGUUGUGGUUCACAGCUCUUACAACUCAAUAAAAAAAAUAAAAAAACUCA